Messenger RNA from Saccoglossus kowalevskii, 891 nucleotides. Its product is annotated as serine/threonine-protein kinase Nek9-like. The record is from RefSeq and is a predicted model, not a curated record. Gene Ontology annotation, biological process: protein phosphorylation. Lineage: Eukaryota; Metazoa; Hemichordata; Enteropneusta; Harrimaniidae. Gene Ontology annotation, molecular function: ATP binding; protein kinase activity.
AUGGCGAACUUUUUGCAGAAGAGGGAUAUAAAAACAUUAAAUAUUUUUCUGACCAAAUCGGGACUGGUAAAAUUGGGUGAUUUUGGCAUCUCUAAAGUACUAGAUAAUAAAAGCCAAAUGGCGGACACGCUCGUUGGGACACCAUAUUACAUGUCACCUGAAAUAAUCAAAGGCGAAAGGUAUAAUUCUAAAAGUGAUAUGUGGGCUGUAGGAUGUGUCUUGUAUGAAAUACUCACACUAACCAGGACAUUUGAUGCAUCUAAUCCCCUCAAGCUGUGCUAUGAAAUAGUGAAGGGAAAAUUUCAGUCGCAGGUCGACUCUCAGUACUCAGAUAACAUGCAGGCAUUGGUACGCGAAAUAUUACAGCAGGAUCCAACGAAAAGACCGUCUGCUGAACAGAUCUUAUCUUAUCCCAUACUCAGCAGUCUGGGAAAUUGUCUCUUGAUGUUCGUUAGUUUUCUUUCCCCUCCAGAUAAUGGUGUGCUAUAUACGUUUGGUUCCGACUACUACGGCUGCCUGGGCUGUGACAACUCCCAUGGAGAUGAGGUUCACACGCCCCUACCAGUUGAUUUCUUUCUUAAGAAACCCGUUGAACAAGUAUCAUGUGGUGACUGCCAUGUUCUAGCAUUAACUCAAGAUGGAGAGGUAUAUUCGUGGGGAUGUGGGGAAUAUGGUCGUCUUGGCCUCGGUUCUGAGGAUGAUUUUUCACUGCCACAAAGGGUGCCAAUACAUGGAAAGAGGACCAUUGUAUCAGUAUGUGCCGGUCCAGAUACAAGUUUCUUUCUGACUGCCAGGGGUCGACUGCUAGCGUGUGGUAGUAAUGAGUUCAAUAAACUUGGGCUUAAUAAUGUAGCAUCAGGUCUUCGAAAACGGCAAGUUAAGAUUUGUUAA